Molecule: messenger RNA, 2102 nt
Organism: Spodoptera littoralis (African cotton leafworm)
Lineage: Eukaryota; Metazoa; Arthropoda; Insecta; Lepidoptera; Noctuidae
Source: the annotation of a GenBank genome assembly
AUACAACGGACUUAGUGGGAGCCUCAAUGUCCAACGAGAACGAGGCGCUAGGGUGACAAUUUUCUCUCAUUCGCGGCAGUACAAAACGGCGACAGCACGCAUUUGGAUUUUGACGUGUGACAGCAAACAGCUGCAGCCAGAUUCGGUUGCAGAUUGAUAGUGUAUCGAAAUAAAGACGUUUUGGAAUGAAAUAGUGAUUGAAAUGGCUGAAAGUAAAGGUGCGUUGAUCGCGAAAACAGUGCAAAAACAUGCCGGACGUGCGAAGGAAAAGCUCCUUCAAAACCUGGGCAAGGUAGACCGAACCCUCGACGAUAUAUUCGAAGAGCACCUGCAGAACUUCAACAGGCAGCACCAACAGGCUACCAGGCUUCAAAAGGAAUUCAACAACUACAUAAGAUGUAUACGAGCGGUGCAGACGGCAUCAAAGUCGUUGAUGGAGGCUAUCACGGAAGUGUACGAGAGCGGGUGGUCUGGCCACGACCUCCUGUACGUGCAGGCACAAAACUUGGAGAUGCUAUGGCAGGACUUCUCUCACAAGCUCGGCGAUCAAGUACUCAUACCACUCAAUACGUACACCAACCAGUUCCCUGAAGUCAGGAAAAAGAUCGAGAAACGUGGUCGCAAGUUGGUGGACUACGACAGUCAAAGGCACAGUUUCCAGAAUCUGCAAUCGAACGCUACGAAGAGGAGGGACGAUGUUAAGGUAACCAAAGGCAGGGAACAGCUAGAAGAAGCGAAACGUACAUACGAAGUCCUAAACUCUGAACUGCACGACGAACUGCCAGCACUCUACGACUCCCGGGUUCUAUUCUACGUCAACAAUCUGCAAACACUCUUCUCGGCUGAACAACUGUUCCAUUCUGAAAGUCAUAAGGUAUUCGGUGAACUGGAAGUGAUAACCGACAAGUUGGCGAACGACUGCCAGCGCGGGUCGUACAGCAAGAAGUCCAACAACGUGGCCGUCAACAACAUGGCCGCCAACAACAUGGCCGCCGCGCCCGCCGCGCCCGCCGCGCUCAACGGGAAGCACACCGACACCGUGCAGACUCCCCCGUCCCCCGCGCUGAAUGGCUCGUCCCCCCCGCCGUCCCCCGCCGCGGGGGACACCCCGGCCGCGGAGGUGCGAGCUCCCCCCCUACCGGAGCCGCGCAGUGAGGAACCGACCAAAGCCGAGGCCCCCACGCCACCCGCCAAGAGAGAGGACAAGUCCCCCACGCCCCCAGUCAACAACAACAACGUAGAGAAGGAACCAACGGACAAGAAAGUCGAAGAAUUAUACGACAUACCUGUUGGGUCGCCAGUACCACCGGAGAAGUCAAAUAAUAACACGGAGGAAAAGAGACAAGUAGAUGUAGAACCAAAAGGCGAGAAAGAGAAGGAGAAUGACAGUGAAAACAAGAACGACGAUGUAUACGACAUACCGAUUGGAGCGACCCUGGCGGGUCUCCCGGCGGGCACCCUGUACCGUGUCCGCGCCACGUACCGCUACACCCGCGAGGACUCCGACGAGCUCUCCUUCGACGUCGGCGAAGUUAUACGCGUCGUGGAAUACGAUGAUCCUGAUGAACAGGAGGAAGGCUGGCUGAUGGGCAUCAAAGAAUCAACCAAUGAGAAGGGAAUGUUCCCCGCGAACUUCACGCGACCGAUAUGAAGCGCCGCAGUGUGACGUCACCACUCAUCACUAACUAAAAUAUAUAGGUAACAACCGAUUUGUACUACGAACUUUAUACACUAUGAUUUUGAUUGAAUUGUAAUCAUUAAUCAUUUUCUUUUACGUUUCAAUUAGUUAACGAUUCAAAAAUCUAUGUUAUAACUUAGUAUAGUUGUUGAAUGUUCAUAGAUUAUAUAUUAUUUAUUAUUUUUUGUGUUGUAUUACAACGAAUUAUGAUAAAUCGUAACCGUUUAACAGCGUUUGUAUAUACAGUGUAUGAGUAACUUCGUAUCAUCAUUUAGUCACUGCUCGGUGUAGGGUUAAUUAUGUAACUUAUUGAUUAUUCCAUGUCACAUUUUAGUAGGAAACAUUUUUGACAACGAGAAUCAUAUCAACUCUAUAAGUUAUUCAUUCAAUGCAAUUUGAACCUUACCCCAUUAAUGUCUAUGUA